AUGAUUCCCCACUUUAGCAGCGAGACCCUCCUAGCCGCCACCUCCUCCUCACACAAUGAACCCACUUUGAUGCGCAGUUCUGCUGCCAUGAGUGUCGAUGCUACCACAAACCAUGUGGUUCCUGUGGUGAUGGAAGGUCCUGCCAGCAAACGACAAAAGGGAUCUGAUCCUGUCGAGUCUGGUUCCAACCACAGCCACACUAGUACUGUCAGCACGGUCUCCAUUAGCAGUUCUUCCAGCGGUGGCUCUGCCAGUACCAGUACCAGUAGUUCUUCCGUGUCCAGUCGACUGGCCAACAGUGCCACCUUUCCAUUGGCACCACAACAAGCACAAGCACAAGCACAACAGUCUCAACAAGCACAGUCUCAACCAGAACAAGCCACUCCUCUGCAUUCCAAUGUCAAGAAACAAGCCCGUCGUCAUGUCAGCUUUGCUCCUGUCACAAGCAUGGUUUCGAACGAAUGGUCACGGGAAGAAGUCGAUGCUGGAUGGUACACUAAAGACGAAUUGAGCGUGUUGAAACAAGAACGCAAGGCAUUGGUCAAAGUCUUGAAAAAGGUCCGCUUUGACUUGUCCAUGAUUGAUCAAUCCGUCCAUUGUCUUCGCGGGUAUGAAGCCUACCUCAGUAUUCAAGCCAACAAAGAGUACAAAGCCAAACGACAAAUGGUAUGGGAAAGUGUCCUAAGAGAACAAGCACGACAACGCUACAUGCGCAUCUCCGAUCCUCUCAUGAUGCAACUCGUCAGUGGCCAUGCUACCCAAUGGGCACGGGAUACCGCCACCGAGUUGGGAAUGAAAGAUGCACAAGUCGCACUUGCCAUCUUUGUCGAGUACAUGCACGAACAACAAGAAGAUGAUAUUGUAGACGAUGAUGACGAUGACUACUACAAUUACAACUACAACAACAACCAACAAGAAGGUGAGGAGGAUGUCUUUAAUCCUGAACUUCUCUUGGAAAUGCCACUUCCCGUGGAAAACAACUCACAACAACAGCAACAAUCCUUGUUGGAGGAGGACAUGGAACCCAUCUCGGCACAAGAUUGCUUUGGUCCUCCUGUCAACAUGGAUGAAUCUCUUCAACGAUCUUCCACGGCACACCAUCGCAAUCGAUUCCCACUCAAUGAUGCUUCGGAACUGUCCUGCUCCUCCUCCAUGCAAUCUGCAUUCUUCUCGGAAGAAUCAUCACAGCAGCAACAGUGCCAUGUCCGAAGGCAACGACCCCUAUAGACUAGCUAGACAACUACUAGCUAGCUAGCUAGUAUCUGAUACCUGAUAUCAGGGGGGAACAAAUCACACACACAAGUGUGGACACCAUGUCCACAGCAACUAUCAAACAAAACAAACGCAUAAAGAAAGAAACAACAACGGCAAACGAUAGAGCCUUACCAAACCUAAUGACAACAAACACUGUGCCAAUAGCAGUGUAGAAUCUCAUUAUUCAUAAAAACAGACUUUCUGAAACACCUAACCACAAACGCUACCCUAGCUAGCUAGCUCUACUACGCAGUCUCCAGCUAGCUAACUAGACUAUAGAUGUCAACAGGACUCGACU
This is a messenger RNA of Seminavis robusta, 1552 nucleotides long. NCBI's taxonomy places the organism in Eukaryota, Bacillariophyta, Bacillariophyceae, Naviculales, Naviculaceae. The record is from the annotation of a GenBank genome assembly.